Molecule: messenger RNA, 913 nt
Organism: Schizophyllum commune H4-8
Lineage: Eukaryota; Fungi; Basidiomycota; Agaricomycetes; Agaricales; Schizophyllaceae
Exons: 3
Coding region: 29-736 (235 amino acids)
Biological process (GO): negative regulation of DNA-templated transcription
Molecular function (GO): DNA-binding transcription factor activity
Source: RefSeq, a predicted model, not a curated record
ACGACGCCUCUUGCUCUUCCCCUUCAUCAUGGACAAAGCCGACCUCGAACAGUACCAGCUCCAGCUCUCCCAGGUUGAGACCGCCCUCGAGGCCGACCCCUCCAACACAGAACUGUCAGAACUCCGCAAUGAGCUAAAGCAGCUCAUCGACCUGACAGAGCAGGCACUCGCGCAAGCCUCAUCCUCCAAAGCCGCGGAAACAUCACGCAAAUCCGCAUCCGCCACCCCUUCACAUUCCUGGUCCGCCGGCGACGAGUGCUUAGCAAAGUACUCUGGUGACGGCCAGUGGUAUCCCGCGCGCAUCACCUCCGUCGGUGGCUCCGAGUCGAACCGCGUGUACUCCAUCGUCUUCAAGGGCUACAACACCACCGAGCUCGUCAAGGCGGCGGAGAUUAAGCCCCUCCCCGCAAACCACCAGAGCGCACCUAUAACAGGAAAGCGCAAGCUGUCAAAGACGGAGGAGGAGGAGCGCGAGCGGAAGAAGAAGAAGAACGAGAAGAAAUUGGAGGUGCGCGCACAGAAGGCCAAGGAGCAGGUCGCGAAGCAGGCUACCUGGCAGAAGUUCACGAAGAAGGCGGAGAAGAAGGGCGUCAACAUUGCGGGCGUGUCGGGGACCAGUAUCUUCAAGACGCCUGAUAAUCCUAUGGGUCGCGUGGGUGUGACGGGGAGCGGGAAGGGUAUGACAACGGUUCAUAUGCCUGGCAAGCAUAAGUUCGAGGUCCGGGACGAAGAGUGAGUCAUCCGCCGCACCUGUUUAUGCCGCAAGCAUACAAGAUUGUGGACCUGGACGGUCAUGCAUAUGUGAAGUCCUCGUCAUUCCUCUGCCCACCUACAUAGUCUUAAUUGUAUCGAAUAUCUCUUGCGCAGCUGCAGACCACCCGUCACUUGCCCCGUCGGACCCACACAAGCCAUA